UACCACCCCUUUCCUAACGCGCUUUUCAUGCCUGCCCCGUUUUACGAAUUCUCCUAGGGCGGUUAUCAUCCAAUUGUAACACCCACUUUGCAUAUCUCUAUCUCAUAACUUUUAUCCCACUCUGGAUCUCUGGAAAAUAGUACUGGGUUCAAUCUUCUCAACUAUCCACUUUCUCACCAAGCCGUCCCUUUCUAUAGUCGAGUACGGCAUUGCAUUGUCAUUGUCAAUCACAUAAAAACUCAAAAUGUCUUCACCGUCUAGCCGCCGUCUGCGGAGUUCGCAAGCUAGUACUCCAAGCCGAAAUACACGAAGUUCUCAAGCUGCUCGUAGCAGUCCUGCCAACGGUGGCCCGUCCCAAAAUCAAAAUGGAGCGCAAGAUGGGAAUAAUCUUGACGUAUCUCGUCCAUCGCAGUUGGCAUCAAGCCCUUUAUUUUACCAGUCUUCUCCCGCGAAUGGAAACGAUAGAAGCUCCCCUGCUUUAAGACAUAAUACCGAUAGCCAGAGCACCCUCCCCAACCCUGACGCCGCGCCUAGCUCACCGUUGGGCCGCAUGGGAGAAAGCGAUGGCGAUCGCACACCGAGGGCUAGAUCACUUAUGGGUGAAUCGUCGCCUAUCCGAUAUGAGCCGAGCUCGAGUCCCGGACGUGGUUUACACCCGCAAUCCGAUCUUCGAAGCGAAAGUAGUAACUUAUUCAUCGGCCCAUCCGAUACCCCACGUGCCAAUAGGGUAAACCGAAGAGGUGAUAUCAACUCAGAAAUUCUCAGUAGUGGUGCUCGAGGCAGUAGCCGUGUGAUCUUGGACGAUGCUGGGCGUGUAGUUCGAGAAAUUCAUUCCGAUGCGGCGACAUUUUCCAACUUGAACCCUAACACGUCUGAUGCUGAUGCUCUUGGCGGUCAAGAUAAUGCGACUAUCUGGGGUACUACGGUGUCUAUUGAUGAUACCUAUGCCGCAUUCAAGGAUUUCUUACGCAAUUUCACCAAGAAGUAUCGGAUGUGGGGUUCGGGAAUGACGACUGAACAGACAGAUGCUGAUCCAGACGCAACCUCGAAGCCUUAUUGGGAGGAGCUCCAGAACAUGUUACUACUCGGCAACAGGAUUCUAUAUGUCAACAUUCAAGAUUUCAAAUUAUACCCGCCUACUAGGAAGAUGUGGCACCAAAUCCAGCACUAUCCUCAGGAAAUUGUACCACUUAUGGACCAAUCGGUCCAUGACUUGAUGAUCGAGCUUGCGCAGGCAGAGACGGCACGCCAGAGGAGCCAGAGCAAUGGGGUUUCGGCAACCCAGCGUAGCGGUGCUCCCAGUUCUGACAUGCAAGUUCCGAGCUCGGAGAGGAGCGAAGAACCCCAGCAGUCGCAGCAACGCCCACAGGGCCCUACCUUGGAGGAGAAAGUUAUGGACCAGACUUAUAUGACUCGGCCCUAUGGAUUGGACGAGGUCAUCAAUCUACGCGAUCUCAACCCUUCCGAUAUGGACAAGUUAAUCUGUAUCAAAGGUCUUGUAAUCAGGACGACACCUGUCAUCCCUGAUAUGAAGCAAGCCUUUUUUAGAUGCAGCGUCUGCAGCCACUCUCUUCUGGUGGGCUUAGACCGAGGCAAGAUUCGAGAACCAACCGAAUGCCCGCGAUAUCUUUGCAACUCGAAGAAUUCCAUGCAGAUCAUCCACAAUAGGUGCGAGUUUGAAGACAAGCAAGUUAUCAAAUUGCAAGAAACACCCGACGCCGUACCGGCUGGACAGACGCCGCAUUCGGUGUCAGUUUGCGUUUAUAACGAGUUGGUAGAUUUCUGUAAGGCCGGUGACCGUGUCAAGAUUACAGGUAUCUACCGUGUUAGCCCUGUCAGGGUUAACCCACGUCAGCGCUCCGUCAAGAGCGUAUUUAAGACCUUUGUCGAUGUUGUCCACGUUGCCAAGGUCGACAAUAAGAAAAUGGACAUAGACAUAUCUAUCCUGGACGACGAAGUCAACGACACGGAAAACAAUAUAGAAGAGACCCGGAAUAUUAGCCCUGAGGAAGAAGAGAAAAUUAAGGCUACCGCCGCUCGACCGGAUAUCUACGAACUUCUCUCUCGGUCCCUAGCUCCAUCUGUCUAUGAAAUGGAAGACGUAAAGAAGGGUAUCUUACUCCAAAUGUUUGGAGGAACAAACAAGACAUUCGAGAAAGGUGGUAGCCCGAAAUAUCGAGGUGAUAUUAACAUUUUACUAUGCGGUGACCCGUCAACGUCAAAGUCUCAGCUGCUCAAAUACGUCCACAAGAUCGCCCCUCGCGGUGUUUACACUAGCGGCAAAGGUUCCUCUGCAGUCGGUCUUACGGCGUACGUCAGUCGUGACCCCGAAACUAGGCAACUCGUGCUCGAAUCUGGUGCCUUGGUCUUGUCCGAUGGUGGUAUCUGUUGUAUCGACGAGUUUGACAAGAUGUCCGAUUCUACACGCUCUGUUCUUCACGAGGUCAUGGAGCAGCAGACAGUUUCAGUCGCAAAAGCUGGUAUCAUUACUACGUUGAACGCCAGGACAAGUAUUUUAGCAUCAGCCAAUCCGAUUGGAUCCCGAUACAAUCCUGACUUGCCUGUUCCGCAAAACAUUGAUUUACCGCCAACACUAUUAUCACGAUUCGAUCUUGUGUACUUGAUCCUCGAUCGCGUUAACGAGUCAGCCGACCGCAGGUUGGCGCGACAUUUGCUUUCCAUGUAUUUGGAAGAUACACCACAUUCUGCUCCUUCAAGUAACGAAAUAUUGCCUGUGGAGUUCUUGACGUCUUACAUCUCGUACGCCCGUACUCAUAUCCACCCGACGCUUACCCAAGACGCCUCGCAGGCACUUGUGGAUGCAUAUGUGAAUAUGCGCAAAUUAGGACAAGAUGUUCGCGCAGCAGAAAAACGUAUUACUGCUACAACGCGUCAACUUGAGUCGAUGAUCCGUCUCGCCGAAGCGCACGCCAAGAUGCGGCUCUCGUCGACAGUCACUAAAGCUGAUGUCCUUGAAGCCGAGCGACUUAUCCAGUCGGCGUUGAAGACUGCUGCGACGGAUGCUCAGGGUCGCAUUGAUAUGAGUCUUCUUACAGAAGGCACUAGUGCCUCGGAGCGAAAACGCAAGGCCGAGUUGAAGGAAGCUAUUCUACGUCUUCUGGAUGAAUUGACCAGCGGUGGACAGAGUGUCCGGUGGAGCGAAGUUAGUAGACGUAUGAACGAAGGAGCGAGUGUUCCCGUCGAGCCUGCCGAUUUUGCGGAGACGAUGAGAGCGCUCGAAAUGGAAGGCUCUAUUAUGAUUAGUGGUGAGGGAGCAAGGAGGAGCGUAAGACGGGUCACUGGCGUUGCAUGAGCUUUAUAGGAGAGGAUGUUAGGAGGGAUGAAUAUUUCUCGGCCUGGUAUUUUAGUGGUUGGAAUAACUGGUUGGCAAUACACCUAUAACUACCGGUGGUGUCUUUACGAGAUAUGGGUUAGCAAAUGAAAUGAGUUAAUGAGGUUGUAGAUCAAAUCAAUAAAGACAAAUGGUCUGUGGAAUUGUCUCUUUAGGCAACUCACCGGUUGUUAACUACCAAGAGUUAAUUACACCAUUGGCUACACUCGACUUGACUGGGUUAUAAGUUAAACUGGAUAUAUCCACUUUACAAGUCAAUAUAAAUGCAAUAAGAUCCAUAAUACAAUA
Daldinia caldariorum is the source of this 3640-nucleotide messenger RNA. Its product is annotated as cell division control protein 54. Gene Ontology annotation, molecular function: single-stranded DNA binding; ATP binding; single-stranded DNA helicase activity. The coding region runs from base 245 to 3313 and encodes 1022 amino acids. Lineage: Eukaryota; Fungi; Ascomycota; Sordariomycetes; Xylariales; Hypoxylaceae. The transcript has 3 exons. Gene Ontology annotation, biological process: DNA strand elongation involved in DNA replication; double-strand break repair via break-induced replication; DNA replication. The record is from RefSeq and is a predicted model, not a curated record. Gene Ontology annotation, cellular component: MCM complex; nucleus.